UAACAUAUAUAUUCAGCCUUCCUGGUGGCAGAUACAUUUGAGAUAAGUAUAAAGGAGAUUACUAUUAAACUCUUCACCUGAGAAUAAAUAUUAGGCAAACCUUUUGACCCAGCCACGAUGCGUUCAAGUAGCAUAAUGUACUAAUUUAAGUAAAUGCAACCUGUUUAGUCUAUGCUUAUUAUAUACAGUCUAUGGUCCAUGCAUGUGCAAAGCAAACCCAAUUUGACGAUUUGAAUGGGAGUGUGAAAUACAGGCAGCAGCCUGGUGCCAGAACAAUUGUUUCUCAGAACGUCUCUUGUUUGUCUAAAGACACAGCAGAGAAACAAGUGAAAACUUUAAAAGCAACCAAACAAGGAUUGGGCUCUCCUUCAUAAAUAUUUGUUAUGGACUGCUUGUCUGCUGAUGGAAGGAAGAGUCUCCACUGUUAAUCCCAAAAAAAACUCAUGGUCAGAGCUUUAUGUUCCAGCCUUCCUGUUUUACCUCAGAUCAGUGCACUGCAUCUUCCAAGCCUCAUUCUGUCUGAUGAUGCCCACAACCACUAUUGGUUGUUGCCUGCUGCCUUCUUGUAGAUUGUUAGGUUUUUGUUCACUUUGUGAUUUGCCUCUGAUUUGUAGAGGUCAGGGAUGGUGGAAGAGGACGGUCAUGUGCUGAAGGAGAAAACCGAGGCACGGACAUCGGGAUGCCACAGGCUGUCUCACUGCUGCCCUUUCUGCUGGCACUCAUGGGAUGUGCUUUGGCAGGGCUCAAUAUCUGGCCCUCCUUCCACGUUGCCCUCAGCAACGCCAGUGUAUUUGUGGACUUCAGCACAAAAUCCAACAGCAGCACCAUCCGCAACACGAGCCUUUCGCUGGUCAACACGGAAACCAACACCACCCUUCUGACCAGGACUAUCCCCAACAUCCAAUCGGCCAGUAGGGUGGAGUUCAACUGUUCUUGCUUCCUGUAUGCAGGAACUUUCCGGUUCCUGCUGAGGCAGACCAGCAUCACUGCUGUUUCUCGUGCUAAUGGCACACACGGCAGUAGCGCGGAGAGCACUACCUGGUGGUGGAGUUCAGAACUGCAGGUGCAGUGGCCCACCUUUCACAUCGCUGUGGACAGGGCCGGUAACCACUCAGGAUCAUUUCAGGUUGGGAUAUCCACCAAUGAACACUUUCAGGCUUGCUCCAGCGGCACCGACUCGGCUCUCUUCUUAGAAGUCAGCUACAUGGAGUACAACCAGAUAGGGCGAAUCAGCAUCGACAAGGUCCAAGCCCGCACGCGACACCCAAUCAAACCCCUCCGUUCCCAGAGUGUUGAGCUGUCCUGCGCCUUCCCCUUCACAGAGAGAGACUUCAUACAAGUGGCUUUACGAUCUCCUCACGCAACACAGGAUGUGAAGAGCUCUGGACCGCUCUACCUGUCCCGCAUCUUCUCCUAUAAGCUGCUGGUGGAAAAUACCAACGCUUACAGGAGUGGUUGUGAAGGGACUAUGACUGUUAAACUGAUAACCCCACCUUGUGCUCACAUCAAUGGGAAAGUAUUGCUGUAUAAGGAUGCAGGUGUUGGGAGAGGGAUUGCGGGUUCCUCGGGGAUGGAGGCAGGUGAAACAGCACUGGUGGGGUUUGGAGCAGAGGAGCCCCCUUCACCUCUGUUGGCUUUCAACUGGCUGACCCAGGGAGAGAACGAGACAGAAUUCAACUGCUCUGUGUUUUACACUGGAAGGAACAAGUACUGCUUUCGCUUUGUUUUCAACUUCAGUCGCUCCCCGAGCCCUGCACAGACCUGUUUGGUGGUUCACAGGAGUGCAGAGUCAAGGGGCCCGUGGCUGCCGUGGAGUGUGUGCAGUGUGAGCUGCGGAGAGGGGGUGAGGGAACGAGUGCGUGAGUGUUUGCUGCCCUCAGGUGCGGGAGGGAUGCAGUGCACUGGCAUGGUGAAGGAACAGUCCCUCUGCUCGCUGGAGGCCUGUGUUGUGGUGCCCGCUCCUUCUCCAUCCCUCCCCCCCGUGGCUGUCGGAGUUGCCCCCCUGGGUGGUAACAUGGUGGUGGUGGUCGGUAUCUCCCUCUGCCUGGCUGUGAUUCUGGCUACUGUUCUGGUGACUUUGUGGAGAAAGCUUUGCAAGACCCCUCAGUGCAGCUCUGUCCGCAGAGGCUCCAUGCAUUCCCCUGGGGGACGCAAGCUCUCCGACGAGGCGUCCAUUUGUGGCCACAGCCUCCAGAGGCCCAGCCUGUCUGACGGCCACGGCCAACCGGGGGGCACGGGUGUGGGUGUAGCCCAGAUAGACAGGCCUUCCCUGAGCAGUCAGCCUCUCUCACAGACCCUGGUGGUACCUCUCUCACAGGAACAAGAAAGGCUGUCACCCACAGGUCAGAAGGUGCUGCCACCAAUAUUUGGGUACCAUUUGGCUCAGCAGCAGUUGAAAGCAAUGAAGAAGAAAGGGUUAAAAGAGGCAACACAGCUGUACCAUGUCUCUUCCAGCCCUGUCCAUGACACCGUGUUAGGGACAUCUGCUUCACCCACAAACUCCCCCAUUCCUACGCCAAGUGGAUUGACUCAUCCCAUACUCCCCGUGGGCCUCCAGGACGACGCUAACCACAAUCAUUUUCGGGUUGCAACUCGCUUUUCUGAGCUGCCAUCGCAGACUUCUAGGGUCCCGCCGGACAGACUGAGUCCCAGAGUGGAACUCGUCUUAGGUCCCUCUGCUCAUGCAAGUGGGGGCAGCUCAAAAUGGCGUGACCGCACUGCUGACUGGGUGGAGAUGGUAGAGAGGAGUGGGUUAGUUGGUCUCAGAGGAAGAGGAGGAGGAGAAGAAGCAGGAAUGAGAAAUUCCUUUAAUAAGAAUCCAAAUUUCCGCCGGACCUCCAGUUUUAACGACACCAAACCCCAACCUCUAUCCUCUGUACACUCCAGACAGUUCAGAGAAAGGAGCAUGACCCAGGUUGGAUCUCGGACCCUUCCUGAAGGAAGUUGUUGGAAUAAAGGAGGAUGGGAGAGGCAGCCGUACAGCUCUUACCCCAUUCCAGAGCACGGGGCCCCAGAGUGGGCUAAAUCCAGACCCAAGAGAAAUGAGCAGAGGAAGCCCUGGAUAGAGACAGCUGCUCCUUCUCACAGCAAUGAGCUCAAACACACAGGAACCAACACAAACAGCAUUUCAGCAGCUGAGAAACAUGCCAAAGCAGAAGUCGGUGGCGCUCAGGACAGGCAAAGGAGUGGUGAGGCGGGAGGCGGAGAGGGAAUCUCGGGGAUCGGGGGUCCAGCCACGGGGCCCGUCAGCCUGAGUGUGGAUCGCGCAGAGCGUGCUGAGCAGAACUGGAACCGUCGUGGCCCAUCGCCUAUCCAGAGGAACAUCCUGGCCCGGAAAUUGAAGGAGGCUCAGUCGUACUCUGGGGUCAAGGGGCGGCAGCGCAGCUCCACCUUUAGUGUAUCGCCCUCGGAGCAGAGGAAAGGCCGCUGCCACUCUCUGCCAAUGUCUGGAGGCUACAGCAGCAGUGGCGGCUCGCCCUACAGGCUGAGUGAGGCAGAGCAGAGGAUGUUGGACCUAGAUCUGUCCUCAGCAUAUGUAGGCGAAGAGGACUAGAUGUUUGUAGUACUGCACCAGGGAGGAAUUUAGCGUCAUCCUCUCUGCCAUAUCUGUGACUUGAUCCUAACACAGACACACAUAUCAGUGAAGAUUGUAUUGUAUGUUUGAGAUUUUGGAAGUUUGCUUAUAUAUAAGGGAGAGAGAAAAACAUCUAAUUUUAUUUUUUGAAAAGCUAUUUAAGUUUCUAUUUCAAAAAAACGUUUUUCCAUUAAAUUUUUUUUUAUUGGAAUUAUUUAAUUUUUUAAAUUGGAUAUGCAUUAUAAUUUAACAUAUACUAUCUUCAGAGUGUUUCUUAAUGUAUCAACUACUGGUACAGUAUUCACCACAAUAAGUCAUAUGUGCCCUUCCAAUGACAGCAUUCAAAACAGCACAGAAGACAGGUUAGUCUUCUUGUUCUACAUUGCUGAAUGUGCUUAUUUUAUCAUGCUGUGAAGUCCCACUGUAUAACAUUGUGCUGUUGUGAAAGUCACUCUCACUCUGAAGUGACAUUGUUCUAUGUGACAUAAGCAACGUCAACAAUUUUUCAGAAGUCAGAACAGCAGUAUGCAGUUGUAACUGUGUUUGAGGACAGUCAAAAAUUAACAUCAGUGAGGCAUUGUGGCUGAGUUGCCGUUUGUUUUAUUGUUUGAGUAAUUUUAUACACUUCAUAGAAAGCAUUGCUUAGUGGAAAAUAGAAGAUACUGUACUGUCAACAUUUGAUUAUGGUUUCAAAUGACUGAACAAUGGUUGAAGUUCAAAUAGAAAGAAAUUAAACACAA
Messenger RNA from Anarrhichthys ocellatus (wolf-eel), 4314 nucleotides. It is a transcript of the gene thsd1, whose product is annotated as thrombospondin, type I, domain containing 1. Bases 680 to 3553 code for a protein of 957 amino acids. Gene Ontology annotation, cellular component: cell periphery. The record is from RefSeq and is a predicted model, not a curated record. Lineage: Eukaryota; Metazoa; Chordata; Actinopteri; Perciformes; Anarhichadidae. The transcript is spliced from 7 exons.